This is a messenger RNA of Punctularia strigosozonata HHB-11173 SS5, 1062 nucleotides long. RefSeq lists its product as uncharacterized. The transcript is spliced from 7 exons. NCBI's taxonomy places the organism in Eukaryota, Fungi, Basidiomycota, Agaricomycetes, Corticiales, Punctulariaceae. Gene Ontology annotation, molecular function: tRNA binding. The record is from RefSeq and is a predicted model, not a curated record. Gene Ontology annotation, biological process: tRNA wobble position uridine thiolation. Gene Ontology annotation, cellular component: mitochondrion; cytosolic tRNA wobble base thiouridylase complex. The coding region runs from base 1 to 1062 and encodes 353 amino acids.
AUGCCGCCAAGAUUAUGCGUACUAUGUCAGACAUCCCGAGCGAUGCUGAAGAGGCCAAAGACCGGCCAGCAGAUUUGCAAAGAAUGCUUUUUCUAUGUUUUUGAGACCGAAGUUCACCACACCAUAACCGAUGCCCAGCUCUUCAAGCCGGGGGACCGGGUUGCGAUAGGGGCGUCGGGCGGAAAGGACUCAACCGUAUUGGCAUAUGUCAUGAAGACUCUGAAUCACCGUUACCAAUACGGGUUAGACUUGUAUCUGCUUUCCAUCGACGAAGGCAUAACAGGUUAUCGCGACGAUUCCCUUGAGACCGUCAAACAGAACCAAAAAGACUACGAUAUCCCGCUGCAGAUACUAUCAUACGACGAUCUUUACGGCUGGACAAUGGAUCGCAUUGUGGCUCAGAUAGGCAAGAAGAAUAACUGUACCUUCUGUGGGGUUUUCCGAAGGCAAGCUCUCGACCGGGGCGCCGCAUCGUUAGGCGUCGAUCAUAUCGUUACUGGGCAUAAUGCCGACGAUAUCGCGGAAACAGUCCUUAUGAACAUAAUGCGAGGCGAUAUCGCGCGGCUGGGGCGCUGUACUUUGAUAUGCACAGAAGGUGAAGAUACCAUCAAGCGGUCAAAGCCAUUCAAGUAUACAUACGAGAAAGAAAUUGUAAUGUACGCGUACUUCAAGAAGUUGCAUUACUUCUCAACGGAAUGCAUAUAUUCACCUGACGCUUACCGUGGCCAUGCACGCGCGUUUCUCAAGGAUUUGGAAGCCGCACGACCCUCUGUCAUCAUUGAUAUCAUUCAUUCUGGUGAAGCAUUCGAAUUACGUUCCGAGGUGAAGGCCACACAGAAAUCACAACAGAAUUGCGCACGCUGCGGAUACAUAUCAAGCAACCCAUUGUGCAAGGCCUGUACGCUGCUCGAGUCUCUCGAGUCAGGCGCCAGAGCUUCAUCCAUCGCUGAUGCAAGUUCCAAUCCGGACGGACAAUCUUCGAUGCGAACAAUACCGUACUUUGAGCGGCUUGGCCGAGUCCGAGAACAGGCGUUGGUCAUGGUCGUUUCCGAAACGACCUGA